CCUCUGCUAAUCUAUUCUACAGAGAGACGAUUUAAAAAAAAAAUCACUUGCAGUCAAAAAUUUUGAAAUUUAUCUUCAAUCAUUCAUCCCAAUUCUUGAAUUGAAAAACCAGGAUCAAGAAUUCAGGAUAAACUUGUUUGGUUGGUUCGGCUGUGAGACCGAAACUGAACCGGAGUAACUGACUAAUUCGAACCGGCCUUCCUUCCGUUAAUCCGAGUUCGCUGUUCAAAAUCAAAGGCGAGUGGAUGAUUUUCGGUAGGCUCUCUUUCGUCCUUGUGUCACUUGCCCUGAAACAACAGAGGCAGCUGUAGAAUUGUUUGGAUUCUACCUUCUAAAUUGGAGUAAAUAAUCGAUAAAAUAUGGCGUUCACAUUGUUUAGAAACAUUCAAACCCACCCUUUAUUGCUAUAUCCAACUGCAUUCUUUAGAAGAAAUAAUUUUGUUUUCUACUGCAUGAUGAAAAGCACCACGCAAAGUCAAACAGCUACUCGAGAAAACCAGCACAGUCCGCAAAUUAAAGUUUCACCACAAACCCAGUCCAAAACCCUUGAUAAACUCACAAAAGAUUAUGAGGCAAUCAUUGGUAUAGAAACCCAUGUCCAACUCUCUACUUUAACCAAGGCCUUCUGUGGCUGCCCUUAUAACUAUGGGGCUCAACCAAACUCCAGUAUCUGCCCCAUUUGUAUGGGUUUACCUGGUGCUUUACCAGUGUUGAACUCUAGAGUUAUUGAAUUUGCUGUGAAAUUAGGCCUUGCACUUAAUUGCAAGCUGUCUUUGAACUCAAAGUUUGAUAGAAAACAGUACUUUUACCCUGACCUUCCAAAGGGAUACCAGAUAUCUCAGUUUGAUGUACCAAUCGCAAUUGGUGGUCACAUUGAUUUAGAUCUCCCUGUGGAAUUUGGUGGUGGGCAUAGAAGGUUUGGCAUUACCAGGGUUCACAUGGAAGAGGAUGCAGGGAAGCUGCUUCAUUCAGGAAAUGGAAGUUAUCUUGACAAUGUUUAUCAUUUUUUGCAGGUUGAUCUGAACAGGGCUGGGGUACCAUUGCUUGAGAUUGUUUCUGAACCUGAUAUGAGGAAUGGUAUUGAAGCUGCAGAAUAUGCAGCAGAACUACAGCGGGUGGUUAGGUAUUUGGGAGUGAGCAAUGGCAAUAUGCAGGAAGGUUCUCUUCGCUGUGAUGUGAAUGUUUCAAUUCGACCGAUUGGGCAAUCAGAGUUUGGAACGAAGGUUGAGGUAAAGAAUUUAAACUCAUUUUCAUCAAUUAAUAGGGCCAUUGAUUUUGAGAUAUCAAGGCAAGUGCUCCUCCACAGUCAAGGCCAAGGUGAUUCAAUUGUACAAGAAACUAGACUUUGGGAAGAAGGUUCUCAGAAAACAGUUUCAAUGAGGAAAAAGGAGGGGCUUUCUGAUUAUCGAUAUUUUCCUGAACCAGACCUUCCAGAAGUUAUUAUCACAAAAGAAUAUGUUGAUAGUAUCCGAAAUUCUUUGCCAGAACUUCCAGAAAUGAAGCGUCGGAGAUAUGAGAGCAUGGGCCUAAGCAUGCAGGAUGUUCUUUUCCUUGCAAAUGACAUAAGUGUUGCAGAAUUUUUUGAUGCAACCAUUGCAAAGGGUGCUGAUGUGAAGCUGGCUACCAACUGGAUAAUGGGUGAUAUUGCUGCCUACAUGAAAAAUGAAAAAGUGUCUAUAAAUGAGAUCAAACUUACCCCUCAAGAGCUAGCUGAGCUGAUUGCAUCAAUUAAAGGUGGCACCAUUAGUGGAAAGAUUGGGAAAGAGAUACUGUUUGAGCUCAUAGCCAAAGGCGGAACUGUUAAGGGACUGAUAGAAGAAAAGGAUCUUGUUCAGAUUGUAGAUCCUGCUGAAAUUGAGAAAAUGGUGGUUAAAGUAAUAUCUGAGAAUCCAAAGCAGUUGGAACAAUAUCGUGCAGGCAAAACCAAGCUACAAGGUUAUUUUGCAGGCCAGGUGAUGAAAGUAUCAAAAGGUAAGGCAAAUCCAGGCCUUCUGAACAAGAUCCUUCUAGAAAAAUUAAAUGACAAAAGUUGAAAGUUAAUAGCUGGAGAACAUUAAUCUUGACCUGCUAUUGGGAAGCCAUUGCUGAUCCUUGGACUUGAUUUGGCUGAUUUGCAAUCUAAAACAGUUUAGCUUGCGAACCAUUGUCUUGUCUGUCCAACAGGGAGAAGAAAACUUAGGCUCUUACCAGUCCAACAGGGAGAAGAAAAUGUAGGCUCAAAACACGCGCGGAAACUGACGGCAUCUUGUUAUGGUACCAUGCGUGAUUAAGGACAUCACUUCAUACAGAGACAGGGGCAUCGGAAUUUGCUUGUAAUUUCUCUUGUUUUGCUGUUACAAGUCAAUAUUGAGCUGCAACUUCUUGUUAUGCACUCAAAUAAAUUGAUGCUGUGCCAAUUAUGUAUUUCUUUUCCCUUCUAGAUCAUUUCCACGUUAUAUCACUUGAUUAUGAGAAGAUUUACCCUUAAUCACUAGGCUUUGUUUUAGUGGACAAGGAGAACGUGUUAUGUCACUACGCUCGAUUUGUUUUCCAUA
Molecule: messenger RNA, 2534 nt
Organism: Hevea brasiliensis (rubber tree)
Lineage: Eukaryota; Viridiplantae; Streptophyta; Magnoliopsida; Malpighiales; Euphorbiaceae
Product: glutamyl-tRNA(Gln) amidotransferase subunit B, chloroplastic/mitochondrial
Exons: 10
Coding region: 360-2033 (557 amino acids)
Biological process (GO): mitochondrial translation; glutaminyl-tRNAGln biosynthesis via transamidation
Molecular function (GO): glutaminyl-tRNA synthase (glutamine-hydrolyzing) activity
Source: RefSeq, a predicted model, not a curated record